This is a messenger RNA of Balaenoptera acutorostrata (minke whale), 2397 nucleotides long. RefSeq names its product kelch domain containing 7A (gene KLHDC7A). Lineage: Eukaryota; Metazoa; Chordata; Mammalia; Artiodactyla; Balaenopteridae. The coding region runs from base 1 to 2391 and encodes 796 amino acids. The transcript has a single exon. Gene Ontology annotation, molecular function: protein binding. The record is from RefSeq and is a predicted model, not a curated record.
AUGCUCCCCGAAGGAGGAGGAGCAGAGGCCCAGGGCUGGCAUCUGGACAUGCAGCUGACGGGCAAGGUGGUGCUGUCUGCUGCCGCCCUGCUCCUGGUGACAGCAGCCUACAGGCUGUACAAGUCAAGGACUGCCCAGGCCCCACUGGGGGGUGGGAACGCCAAGGCUGAGGCCAAGGAGGACGCAGAGGGCUCCAGGCAGCCUGCCAUCCAGGAGGCUGUUUCCGGGGCACCACAGUGGGGCCUGAGACGCCGGAGAGGAAGCAAGGGGGCCGGAGUAUCGCUGGGCUGCAGCUGGGGGAAUCCGGAGGGUUCCGGAGUCCUGGCAACAGGAGCAUCUCCUGCAGACUCAGAAGCCCGAGAGACUGGGAAACCCGAGAGGAAACGUGCUGGUGAGGAGCAGGGUGGGCAGUGCCCGGACUCUGGCCUGGCAACUCCUCGGUGCAGUGGCCGGGAAGCUGGAACAGCUGCUGGCGGUAAGCCCGAGCUGCCCCGUUGCCUCCAUUGGUGCAGUGAACCCCAAAGCUCCCUAGCUGGCCUCGCUGCAGUGGACGGCAGCGGUGUGAGUGGUGAGCUCGCUCCAUGGCGGGACAGCAGAUCCCAGGAGCAGCUGGGGGCCGGGGAGCAGGAAUCCCCCGACCGGUGCUGGGCGGCCCACACAGAAGGCAAGAGUGACAUGAACAAGAGCUGGGUCUUUACCCGUGUGACAGGGGUCCACAGGGAAGAGGCUGGGGCCCUCCGGGCUGCCUUGGACAUGGGCCUGGCCCUGCGUCAGCAGGUGAGAGCCACCGAUGCCUCCUAUACCUUCUUGUCUGUGGCCCGGAUUCGAGUGGAGGAGAAUUUCAUACCGGAGAAGAUGGAGGGGAUCAGGCCCAGGCUGAAGGGCAAGGUGUACGAUUACUGUGUUGAAUCCACCUCUCAGGCCACCUCCAGGGGCAGGCUGGCCCCCAGAACAGCAGCCCUGGCUGAGGCUCCACCCCCUGUGUCAGUGCCAGGCCCCCUGGGAAUGGGGCCAGCCUCGGGAGGCCAGGCCGAUGACAGAGUAGGUGGAGUGGAGACAGCCGCCUCCCCCCAGCCUGUGCUGUCACCCUCCACACAAGGCUUCAGCAGGAAGGAGAGCCUCCUUCAGAUCGUGGAGAACCCGGAGCUUCAGCUGCAGCUCGAUGGCUUUGGGGACCCUGCUCCAUCGUGCCCAGACCAGAGCGCCCUGCCCACCAGCCCCAUAUCCCAGGGUUCUCUUGGGUCCAGCUCAGCUGGAAGCAGCGGGAAGCCCCACCUGCACUUCGUGGCUGGGGCCAAUUUCUUUCACCUCCCUCUCACCCCCGGAUCAGCCCCAGAUGUCCACCUGGAUCUGGGCAAUUGUUAUGAGGUGCUGGCCUUUGCCAAGAAGCAGAGCCUGGAGACCCUGAAGGAAGCCGCCUACAAGGUGAUGAGUGACAACUACCUCCAGGUCCUGCGCAGCCCGGACAUCUACGGGUGCCUGAGUGGGGCAGAGCGGGAGCUGAUCCUCCAGAGACGGCUCCGGGGCCGCAAGCACCUGGUGGUGGCGGACAUGUGCCCCCAGGAAGACUCCAGCCGCCUCUGCUGCUAUGACGACGAGCGGGAUGUCUGGCACCCGCUGGCCCGUCUGCCCCCUGAGGCUGUGUCCCGGGGCUGUGCCGUCUGUAGCCUCUUCAAUUAUCUCUUCAUCGUGUCCGGUUGCCAGGGGUUUGGGCACCAGCCCUCCAACCGCGUCUUCUGCUACAACCCGCUGACGGGCAUCUGGAGUGAGGUGUGCCCUCUGAACCAGGCCCGCCCUCACUGCCGGCUGGUGGCCCUGGAUGGACACCUGUACGCCAUCGGGGGUGAGUGCCUGAACACGGUGGAAUGCUACGACCCUCGCCUGGACCGCUGGACCUUUUCCCCGCCGCUCCCCAAUGACACCUUUGCCCUGGCGCACACAGCCACGGCGUGUGCCGGAGAGAUCUUCGUCACCGGCGGCUCCCUGCGCUACCUGUUGCUCCGAUUCUCGGCCCAGGAGCGGCGCUGGCGGGCCGGCCCCACUGGGGGCGGCAAGGACCGCACAGCCGAGAUGGUGGCGGUCAAAGGCUUUCUCUAUCGCUUUGACCUCAACCGCAGCCUGGGCAUCAGCGUGUACCGCUGCAGCGCCAGCGCCCGCCUGUGGUACGAGUGCGCCACAUAUCGGACCCCUUACCCGGACACCUUCCAGUGUGCCGUGGUGGACGACCUCAUCUACUGUGUGGGGCGCCAGCGCACCCUCCGCUUCCUGGCCGACUACGUCUCACCCAGGUUUGUGCCCGAGGAGCUACAGAGCUUCCCCUCCCCUCAGGGCACCCUCCUGCCCACCGUCCUGACAUUGCCCGGCCCCAAUGUGCCCCAGACCAGGGUCUAGUGGCCC